GCGGCGGCGGCGCGCGUGGCCGCCAUGCCGAAGGCCAAGGGGAAGAGCCGGCGGCAGAAGUUCGCCUACAACCUCAACCGCAAGCGGCUCUACCGCAGCGCGCGCCGCCGCGCCGCGCCCCGCAUCGAGUGCUCCCAUGUACGCCAUGCCUGGGACCCCGCCAAGUCGGUGGCGCAGAACCUGGCCGACAUGGGCCUGGCCGAGGACCCCAACAAGGCCGUGCCCAUCCCGAGGGAGAAGCUGCCGGAGACGGAGAUGGAAAUCAGUGGACAAGACAAAGGGAAGAAGAUGGUGCGAAAGCCUUAUGUGUUGAAUGAGAUGGAAUAUGAGGCCAGUCUCCCUGAGAAGAAAUCAAACACACUCUCACGAGACCUCAUUGACUACGUGCGGUACAUGAUACAGAACCAUGGCGAGAACUACAAGGAAAUGGCUCGAGAUGAGAAGAACUACUACCAGGACACUCCCAAGCAGAUCAAGAGAAAGAUCAAUGUGUACAAGAACUUCUAUCCUGAGGAGUACAAGGUUUUUGUUGCAUCACUGAAGCAGGAAAAGAUGGAUGUGCAGUGACUGAUCUUGUUCUCAGGUUUGCCUGCAAUUGCAGGCUUGGCGCUAUCACUUUCUGAGCCAAGAGCGGACAGGCACUGUAUCUCCAGGUGAUGGUCACUCACAGGCUGUGGCUGCUGGACAGGGAUUCAGUGCCUGCAACUUGAACUAUACAAAGCCUCUGGGGAUGGAAGAAGGACCUUCGUGAGACAGAGACAGUUAUGGCCAGGCAUGAGAGACUCUUGGCUUGCGGUCUUGGGGCUGAGUGUGCUGUGCCACUCCCCACUACUUUUACCUUGUUACAAUAAAUAGCUUUUUCAAAAUGGUA
Rhea pennata is the source of this 871-nucleotide messenger RNA. RefSeq names its product NOP16 nucleolar protein (gene NOP16). The coding region runs from base 25 to 567 and encodes 180 amino acids. Gene Ontology annotation, cellular component: nucleolus. The record is from RefSeq and is a predicted model, not a curated record. Gene Ontology annotation, biological process: ribosomal large subunit biogenesis. The transcript is spliced from 5 exons. NCBI's taxonomy places the organism in Eukaryota, Metazoa, Chordata, Aves, Rheiformes, Rheidae.